Molecule: messenger RNA, 2466 nt
Organism: Hevea brasiliensis (rubber tree)
Lineage: Eukaryota; Viridiplantae; Streptophyta; Magnoliopsida; Malpighiales; Euphorbiaceae
Product: cleavage and polyadenylation specificity factor subunit 3-I
Exons: 6
Coding region: 158-2242 (694 amino acids)
Biological process (GO): mRNA 3'-end processing by stem-loop binding and cleavage
Cellular component (GO): mRNA cleavage and polyadenylation specificity factor complex
Molecular function (GO): RNA binding; RNA endonuclease activity; 5'-3' exonuclease activity
Source: RefSeq, a predicted model, not a curated record
UAAAAUUGUUCUUAUUCUUAAAACCCUGGAAUUUUUGUCAAUUUUUCUCAUUACAACGGCAUUCUUUCUUUUCCUCUCUCACCGUUGCAAUUUCAGAGCUCAGUUAAGUACUUUGUGGAUCUCUGUAUCUCUCUGAGCUAAAACCAAAGCAACGGGAAUGGCUUCAACGGGGCAAUCCCAAUCUCUGAAAAGACGAGAUGCACCAGUAACAAGAGAAGGGGAUCAACUAACUUUAACUCCUCUUGGGGCUGGCAAUGAAGUGGGUCGAUCCUGUGUGUACAUGUCCUAUAAAGGGAAGACAGUGUUGUUUGAUUGUGGAAUUCAUCCGGCUUACUCAGGCAUGGCUGCCUUGCCAUACUUUGAUGAGAUUGAUCCUUCAACUAUUGAUGUACUUCUCGUCACCCACUUUCACUUGGAUCAUGCUGCAUCUCUGCCUUAUUUCUUGGAGAAGACCACAUUUAAGGGUCGUGUCUUCAUGACUCAUGCAACAAAGGCUAUCUACAAGUUGCUUUUAACAGAUUAUGUUAAAGUCAGCAAGGUUUCAGUUGAAGACAUGUUGUUUGAUGAGCAAGACAUAAACCGCUCCAUGGAUAAGAUUGAGGUUAUUGACUUCCAUCAAACAGUGGAGGUGAAUGGCAUUAAAUUUUGGUGCUAUACUGCUGGUCAUGUCCUUGGUGCUGCCAUGUUCAUGGUUGACAUCGCUGGUGUUCGAGUCCUUUAUACUGGAGACUAUUCACGUGAGGAAGACCGGCAUCUUCGUGCUGCUGAGAUGCCACAAUUCUCCCCCGACAUAUGUGUAAUUGAAUCCACUUAUGGAGUCCAGCUCCAUCAACCUCGGCACAUUCGGGAGAAGCGGUUCACUGAUGUUAUCCACUCAACUAUUUCUCAAGGGGGUCGUGUUCUAAUCCCAGCAUUUGCCCUUGGCCGUGCCCAAGAACUUCUCUUGAUCCUUGAUGAGUACUGGUCAAACCAUCCUGAGCUCCAUAACAUUCCCAUAUAUUAUGCUUCUCCCCUUGCAAAGAAGUGUAUGACUGUCUACCAGACAUAUAUCCUUUCAAUGAAUGAGAGGAUCCGCAAUCAGUUUGCGAACUCAAAUCCCUUCAAAUUCAAGCACAUAUCACCACUAAAUAGCAUUGAGGAUUUUACUGAUGUGGGUCCAUCAGUGGUCAUGGCUAGUCCCAGUGGACUGCAAAGCGGGUUGUCAAGGCAGUUAUUUGAUAUGUGGUGCUCCGAUAAGAAAAAUGCUUGUGUUAUACCUGGAUAUGUUGUUGAAGGAACGCUAGCUAAAACCAUCAUUAAUGAACCAAAGGAGGUCACUCUAAUGAAUGGACUAACUGCUCCUCUGAACAUGCAAGUCCAUUAUAUUUCAUUCUCUGCCCAUGCGGAUUAUGCUCAGACAAGUACAUUUUUGAAAGAGCUGAUGCCUCCUAACAUAAUUCUUGUUCAUGGAGAAGCUAAUGAAAUGGGGAGGCUCAAACAGAAACUUAUUACAGAGUUUGCUGAUGGCAACACCAAAAUCAUUACUCCUAAGAAUUGCCAGUCUGUUGAGAUGUAUUUCAACUCUGAGAAAAUGGCAAAAACAAUAGGGAAGCUAGCUGAGAAGACCCCAGAUGUCGGUGAAACUGUCAGCGGCAUACUAGUAAAGAAGGGCUUCACUUACCAAAUUAUGGCACCUGAAGAUCUCCAUGUAUUCUCCCAGCUAUCAACAGCAAAUAUUACUCAGAGAAUCACCAUUCCAUUCUCUGGUGCCUUUGGUGUGAUAAAGCACCGGCUUGAACAGAUAUAUGAGAGUGUGGAAUCCGGCACAGAUGAGGAAUCUGGGGUUCCAACAUUGCAAGUGCAUGAGAGAGUGACUGUGAAGCUUGAGUCUGAUAAACAUAUUUCACUUCAUUGGAAUGCAGAUCCUAUAAGUGAUAUGGUGUCUGACUCGGUUGUAGCUCUAGUUUUGAACAUCAGUAGGGAGGUUCCCAAGGUGGUAGUUGAGUCAGAGGCUGUGAAAUCAGAGGAAGAAAAUGGGAAAAAAGCAGAGAAGGUGAUUCAUGCACUCCUUGUUUCACUUUUUGGAGAUGUGAAGCGUGGAGAGAAUGGGAAGCUGGUCAUAACUGUUGAUGGGAACGUGGCACAGCUCGACAAACAGAGUGGGGAUGUUGAAAGCGAAAAUGAAGGUCUCAAGGAAAGGGUCAGGACUGUGUUUAGGCGAAUCCAAGGUGCAGUGAGGCCAAUUCCACUCUCUGCAUCAUAAGCUUCUUCCAAUUUUCUGCCCAUGUUUCAACAUGUUUCUGUAUUGUGAGGAUAAAUUUUGUUACUGCAAACUCUAAUUCCUAGUUUGUAUGGCUUGUUACGUUGGCUUUUUUUAAGAGAGUGAACUUGGAAUAUUUUGGUGGAGCGGAAGGAUUUUUUAGUUGAGUAUGACUAGCAGAGCAUGAAUGGAAAUUUCUACUCUAAAAAGAUUUUACUCGUCUACAA